Messenger RNA from Hibiscus syriacus, 1805 nucleotides. Its product is annotated as glycosyltransferase BC10-like. The record is from RefSeq and is a predicted model, not a curated record. Gene Ontology annotation, cellular component: membrane. Gene Ontology annotation, molecular function: glycosyltransferase activity. Bases 376 to 1533 code for a protein of 385 amino acids. The transcript is spliced from 3 exons. Lineage: Eukaryota; Viridiplantae; Streptophyta; Magnoliopsida; Malvales; Malvaceae.
ACUGUUCUUCCGAUAUUGAUGAUGAUCGAUUCUAAUCUGGCCACCAUUCAAGCAUCUGAAAUAUAAUUUAAAAAACCCCUCUUUUAUACUCUUACGGGGUAUAUUCACCAUCUUUUCCUACGGUUUCUGAUGGGGAGAAAACACUUCCAUCUGAUUAGUUCUCUACCUUGAUCUUGGCUAAGGGUCUCGAUAGGAACACUGUUUAUCCAAUACCCUUUUGUAGUUUUGUUCGAGUAUUCAUAUUUUUUGGGUCAGUCGUUUAGGGAUUUAAGAUGCCAGAGCUUUUAGCUUACUGCAUUUGAACGGGAAACAGAGAACGUGGUUUCUGGAUCUGUCCUCAGAAAUUGAAUUCGGGUUCAAGUGUCGUCUUGAAAGAUGCAAACAAGAAUUGGGUCAUUAGAGGAAGGCAAGGAUCAGGGGGGUUCAACAAGGACAAACCAAUAUAAGACUCUGCCAUGGAGGGCACUUCAGUUGUUUGGGUUCUUUAUUGCUCUCUGUAUUACUUUUUCGAUCAUCACUAUUUAUACGAUCCGGCGUUCCGGGAUUUAUAGCGCGGUAACUACAGUGAAGUCUAAUUUUGUGCCGUGUGAUGAACAAUCAAAUAGUUUAGAAAAUUGGAGGAAACCCCCAACCAAUUUGCUUCAUUCAAUGAGUGAUAACGAGUUAUUAUGGAGGGCGUCUUUCGUGCCGCGAAUAAAGAAGUACCCAUUUAAUAGACUUCCGAAGAUUGCUUUUAUGUUCUUGACCAAGGGGCCCUUGCCACUUGCUCCUCUUUGGGAGAGGUUUUUCAAGGGCCACGAAGGCCUUUAUUCCAUCUAUAUUCAUUCACUGCCCUCCUUCAAGGCCGAGUUCCCUCGUUCUUCAGUAUUCUACCGGAGACAAAUCCCGAGUCAAGCUGCUGAAUGGGGAAGGAUGAGCAUGUGUGAUGCUGAGAGAAGGCUCCUUGCUAAUGCCUUGCUCGACAUGUCCAAUGAAUGGUUUAUCCUUCUCUCCGAAUCUUGCAUACCGGUAUACAAUUUCAGUGUCGUCUACCAGUACAUAAUGAAAUCCAAAUAUAGCUACAUGGGUGCAUUUGAUGACCCUGGGCCUUUUGGUAGAGGACGUUACAAUCAUAAUAUGGCUCCUGAGGUGAAUAUCAGCAAGUGGCGUAAGGGGUCCCAGUGGUUUGAAGUUAACCGAAAGCUUGCAAUCAACAUGGUGGAAGAUGUUACAUUUUAUCCGAAGUUUGAACAGUUCUGCCGACCAGCAUGUUACGUCGAUGAGCAUUACUUCCCCACCAUGUUAACAAUCCAGUCACCAAAUCACUUGGCAAAUAGAAGCAUCACAUGGGUUGAUUGGUCAAGGGGUGGACCUCAUCCUGCUACAUUUGGUAGAUCAGACAUUACAGAAGAGUUUUUCAAGAGAAUCCACGAAGGUCACGAAUGUAGGUACAACGAUCAACCAAGCUCGACUUGUUUCCUUUUCGCCAGAAAAUUUGCACCGAGUGCUAUGGAGCCUUUAUUACGGAUAGCACCAAAGGCUUUGGGGUUCUGAUUGUGAAGUAAACAUAGAUCCUGCCACUGCCGGAUUUUGACCUUGAAGCUAAAUUAGAGUUUGCAGAUUGGAGAUUGGAUUCAUGGGAUUUUGGGGGUAGCAUAUCAGGUCCUUUCCUUGAUUUUAUUAGUCAUUGCAUACAAAGCUGAAAUUUAACCCUCUUCAGUCAUGCAUGAUGUGUGUGUGUGUGUGUGACUUGUACACUCUCCUAAUUUUUUUGGAACUCCCAAAACUGAUCUGUUUGUACAGACAAGUUCAGAAAAAUAAAUCAA